Molecule: messenger RNA, 1554 nt
Organism: Thalassophryne amazonica
Lineage: Eukaryota; Metazoa; Chordata; Actinopteri; Batrachoidiformes; Batrachoididae
Gene: tsen34
Product: TSEN34 tRNA splicing endonuclease subunit
Exons: 5
Coding region: 222-1073 (283 amino acids)
Biological process (GO): tRNA splicing, via endonucleolytic cleavage and ligation; tRNA-type intron splice site recognition and cleavage
Cellular component (GO): tRNA-intron endonuclease complex
Molecular function (GO): tRNA-intron lyase activity; nucleic acid binding
Source: RefSeq, a predicted model, not a curated record
AGCCGACGGGUGUAGUAAGAUGUCUGCCGCGUCGUUUUUUAGUUUUAAAAUGUAAAAAAAAUAUAUAUAUAUAUUCGGAAACAUUUUAAACACACAAAACCUGUCCAGUUUACAUCACGACGAACUGAGCACGAGAGUAGGACAACGCACGUGCAGCCGGCAGUGUAAGCUAAAGCUAGCUUAUCAUCGAUAUGGACUGAUUUUAUUCAGACGGAAAAUUGAUGAUGGAGUCGCUGCCAUCUUUGCCCCUGAGUGUGGGUGUGUGUCUGUGUGACUCCGCCCCCUUGGUGUGGCGGGUAGAGGACCUGCGAGCUGUGCGUUCACAUGGCCUGGUGGGAACGCUGCUCGGCGCACUCCCUCGAACACCACAGCAAAAUGGGCGACUGGGCCGUCCGCUGCUGCUGCUGCCGGAGGAAGAGAGACUGCUCGCUGAACGCCACCUCGCCGCCGCCUUUCCUCCAACUCAGCAGGGCGGGAGCGGGGUGGAGCAGCGAGAUGACUACGAGGAGCUGCAGCAGAGGAGCUACGGGGAGCAAAGCACUCUGGCUCUGCAUGACAGGAAGGGGGCACUGCUCCGAGCAUUGACCGCCAAGCACUCAGAGGCUGCAGGUCAGAGCACCGAAGAGGCCAUUCGGCGCCGUCUGGAGAACCUGGACCAGAGCUUUUCUUUCCCACGUUCAGCGAUGGCGGUCCAGCUGAGCACGAGUCGCGCGGGUCUGACCUGCUGCUCGGAGGCCCGUGCCUUCCUGCAGGCCAGCUGGCCAAUCAGAACACAGGACAGCCCCCACAGCAACACUCGCUACCAGGUGUUCAGAAACCUGAGGGGGCGGGGCUUUUAUCUGACCUCAGCAGGGAAGUUUGGAGGAGAUUUCCUUGUUUAUCCAGGUGACCCCCUUCGUUUCCACGCUCACUUCAUUGCCGUGUGUCUGACCCUGGACGAGUCCGUCCCCCUGCUGGACGUCCUCGCUGUGGCUCGGCUGGGAUCUAACGUGAAGAAAACGGUCUUGCUGUGCUCGCCGCUGGAGGACGGCAGUGUGACGUACACGUCUCUGCAGUGGAGCGGGAUGGUCUAACACGUAUGAGCUGGACCCUACGUGUCACUCGGACAGACUCCAGACUCCUCCCCUCAGAGUUUAAGGUCCUUAUAGCUUUAAGCAGAGUCAAAUCAAGGGGGCGGAGCCAAAACAGUUGAGUCCACAAAAUAUCUUUUAUUAUUCUUACUCUAUUUUAUUUUAUUUUAUUUUUUGUGCAGUCUUAAUUCCAGGUGGCACCUUGGCCAUAAACUUUGCUAUUUCUGUUAAAGGUGAGAAUGACGGUUUGUUUGUUCUGUGCAGGUGACCCGGUGUCACAGACCGAACGGUCCACCCCUAAAAAUCGCUCCGCCCUGCCUUCACUGCACGUACGUCAUUUAAGACCUCAGCAGCUCGUCUAAGGCGGAGUCUCUUCACCCAAAGCGAUCAAGGGGAAUAAUGUGAUUAUUAACCAUCAGAUGACAAAGUGAAACCUCUUAAAUCAUUAGAAAGUCAGUUUGAAACAGAAACGAGGCGAAAUUCU